This is a messenger RNA of Raphanus sativus (radish), 1710 nucleotides long. RefSeq lists its product as uncharacterized. The transcript has 3 exons. The coding region runs from base 1 to 1710 and encodes 569 amino acids. The record is from RefSeq and is a predicted model, not a curated record. NCBI's taxonomy places the organism in Eukaryota, Viridiplantae, Streptophyta, Magnoliopsida, Brassicales, Brassicaceae.
AUGGGCAACAGCAACUGGGCAGAUGUAUUCCCGUCUUGUAGAAGUCACUAUCUUCGGUACGAAGGCUCUGAUCACAGGCCCCUUCUCUCGGUCUUGGAUCCUACAAGAAGAAAAGGAAACCGUAUCUUCAGAUUUGAUAGGAGACUAAGAGACAAUACAGAGGUCAAAACGAUCAUAUCUGAUAUUUGGGGGCAGUUCUCCCACCUAGACGUUGAAACUAGACUAUCUAUGUGCCAUAGAGCUAUUAUCAGAUGGUGCAGGAAGUUCCAAGAAAACAGCAGGAAAACUGUGGAGACGCUAAAGGAACAACUCGAUACUGCUAUGUCAUCAACUAACUCAAACGAUCCGCUCCUCUAUGAGCUAAAUGGAAAGCUGCUGAAAGCAUAUAAGGAGGAGGAGGAGUUUUGGAAACAACGAAGUCGACAACUAUGGCUUGCCCUAGGGGACUCUAACACGGGGUAUUUUCAUGCAGUUACUAAGGGGCGAUUUGUUUACCUCAGUUCCUUCAGAGAAAAGCCACAUCGUGCAGAGAGCCCUUCAAGAACGUGUAUCCCCUUUGAUGAACCAGGACUGAUAAAGGAUCCCUCAGCAGAGGAGAUCAGAGCAGCCCUUUUCGAAAUCCACCCCGACAAGGCGCCUGGCCCGGAUGGCUUUUCGGCGAGUUUCUUCCAAGCAUACUGGGACGUAGUCGGAGCUGAGGUCUUGACAAGCUUAUGCAAAGAAGCGGAAGCUAACGGCACCCUCCAGGGUAUCAGAGUGGCCAGAGGAAGCCCAAGAGUCAGUCACCUCCUCUUCGCAGACGACACCAUGUUCUUCUGCCAAUCAAGUCCAGAAAGCUGCUCCACAUUAGCCCUAAUCCUCAGCGAAUAUGAACAGGCAUCGGGUCAUAAAAUCAACACAGCCAAGUCAUCGAUUACUUUCUCCAAGAAGACAUCUCAAGAUAAAAGAACAACAGCAAAGAAUAUACUUGGGAUUAGUAAAGAAGGAGGAAACGGCAAGUACCUAGGCCUUCCCGAGCAUUUUGAGCGCAGGAAGAAAGACCUCUUCACAGCUAUCAUAGACAGGAUCAUGCAAAGAGCGUCAAGCCUAGCCUCCAGACGACUCUCUAAGGCGGGUAAAAUGACAAUGUUAAAGUCCAUCCUGCAAGCAAUACCAACAUACAGCAUGUCUUGUUUUCUCCUACCAGCAAGCCUGUGCAAACGGAUACAAUCAGUUCUCACCCGCUUUUGGUGGGACAAAGACGAUCAGAUUCGUAAAAUGAGUUGGGUGGCUUGGAGCAAACUAACAAAUCAGAAAGCGGAGGGAGGACUAGGAUUCAGAGAAAUCCAAGACUUCAACCUAGUCCUCCUUGCAAAGAUUUCAUGGAGAAUACUAAAUAAUCCAGGGUGUCUGUUGGCAAGAGUUCUUACCGGCAAAUACUGCAGAAACAACAGCUUCCUGGAAACUCCUAUAGCUCCUUCGUGCUCCCACGGAUGGAGAGGAAUCCUACUUGGUAGAGACCUCCUCAAGCAAAACCUGGGAAAAGCCAUCGGUAAUGGACGAUCAACAAAGGUAUGGAAGGACUCAUGGGUCUCAUUAAUUCAGAGAACCAUACCGUGUGGACCGAUCACUGAAGAUGAGAGCGACCUGAGAGUGUCUGACUUGCUCACUUCGGAACUUCGCUGGAACAAGCAGCGUAUUGAGGAAAUCCUCCCUGAUCUAGCCCUAUGA